This is a messenger RNA of Cuscuta europaea, 1535 nucleotides long. The record is from the annotation of a GenBank genome assembly. Lineage: Eukaryota; Viridiplantae; Streptophyta; Magnoliopsida; Solanales; Convolvulaceae.
CCUGGACUAAAUUUCUCAUUUUCGCAUUUUUGGCGUUACGAUUAGUUGGUGAAUGAGAAGAAGAAGAAGAACCCGCCAACCUCAAAAAUUGUCCGAACCCAGAAGAAAAGUCUUGCUCGCUGGAAUUCUCGUCUGAUUCUUCCAGGAAACAUGCUCCUUUCCAAAUCAAGAUCUGGAAACAAGUGCCAUCCGUCGAUCCUGUCUAGAACAAAGCUCUGCAGAGGCGAUUCUCCAGGCGCACAGAUUGAUUCGAAGGCCGUCGUUUCACUCGAACGGAAACCUUCCAUCUCUGAUCAUUCAUCGGAGAAUGUGAGCCGUAGAGUACUGGAAAUGCCGACGUGGCAGCUAGAAGAGGAGAUAAAGGUGUUAAGAGAGCAAUUAGGAUGUUUAGAGGCUGAGAGAGACCGAGCUCUUGAUGAGCUUAGGGAGAUGAAGCAAAUGGUUAACGAGACUAAUUACUUGAGAGAGAUUUUGUACAGCACACAAAAGGAAUUGCAUGAUAAAUCCUUAAACAUUGAGAAUUUGAGAGCAGAACUUGAUAAGGCUGCAGUGGAAAGAGAAGUGGCUGAAGAAAAUUUGAGAGAGGCAGUGAGCAAUGCCGAAGCUUCCGCGGAGCGGUCCCGCCAAAUGUUGUCCGACCUUACAAGCCGAAUCAAAGAGUUGGAAGAGGAACUUGAGAACAAGAAGUCCUCGGAGUCGAAAACUCUUAUCUCGUUGGAGCAUGCCAAGCUUGAAGUUGAAUCGCUUAACGAGAAGAUCAAGCUGAUUGAGGAAUCGGGCCCACCCAAAGUGAUUAUAGAAGAGUGUGAAAAUGUUGCAUCAUUAACAAUCAAAAGUUUGCGUCAGGAGGUUGCUUCGCUCAAGAGCGAAUUGAAAUCCGCGACCGAGGCCGAGGAGAAGAGCAAAAAGGCUAUGGAUGGAUUGGCAUUGGCAUUGAAAGAGGUCGCGGGAGAAGCGAUUGAGGCUAAGGAGGAUGUGAAGCUCAAACUAAGCGCAACCCAAUUGGAGUUGGAUCAAGUGAAGAGGGAGAACACAAAAUUGAAGGAGAGAAUGAAGAGGAAAGAAGAGAGGUAUCAAAGGGAGGUCGAGGAGGCAAAAAAAGAAAUGGAGGUACACAAAAACACGGUCGAGCGGUUGAGACUAGAAGCCGAGGAAACGCUUUUGGCGUGGAACGGGAAAGAGGUGGGGUUCGUGAGCUGUAUAAAAAGAGCGGAGGAAGAACGGGACGAUGCACACAGGGAAAGCGUUAGGCUGAGAGACCUAUUGAGGCAGGCUAUAAGUGAAGCUAAUGCUGCUAAAGCAGCUUCUAACAUUGCUAUAGACGAGAACUCUAAACUCAAAGAUGCCCUGGCGGAUAAAGAGGGUGCACUGCUUUUGCUUAUUCGGGAGAAUGAACGUCUCAAACACUAACAAAUCCACACCUAAAUCACUUCGGUGCUAAGAUAAAUUAUAGAUGAAGAGUGUAUGAUUUGGAAAUGCUUAGUUUAAUUUGGUUAUUCAUGCUUUGUACUCAAGAUCAUCUCAUUGCCAGAUUU